UCUCGAGCAGCUUUGGCGGGCGGCCGGCGACGACGACCCGGGCGUGUCACUCUUCUCCCUGCCGUGCUCCUCAUUUCGGAGGGGGAAUGGUGACAGCGAUCCGUUGCCCAUCACGCCUCCUCACGCCGCUGAGCCCGUGCCCCCUCGGUGAGCACCAUGAUAUCCAGGCACUCCAGGUCGGUCAUCCUGGCUGCUCCUUUUGCUUCUUCGGCUUGCUACUUCCCCUGCUCCGCUUCUAAAUUUUCUUCCCAGCCGCCAGUCAUGGACAGCUUGUCGGGUAAAAAAGGCGAGAGUAAGAACUCAUCCGUAUGUUCGCUUCGAGCCGCGCACCUCCCGUCGGCUUGUUUAUGAUAUCGUCUGCAAAAUCUUGAUUUGCUUCUCCUAUGCGGAUUUGCUGCUAUCAGGCCGAACACGAGGGCGGGCUGCGGAAAUGGC
Molecule: messenger RNA, 435 nt
Organism: Colletotrichum godetiae
Lineage: Eukaryota; Fungi; Ascomycota; Sordariomycetes; Glomerellales; Glomerellaceae
Exons: 1
Coding region: 157-351 (64 amino acids)
Source: RefSeq, a predicted model, not a curated record